GACAAGAUACCCCGUCAAUUAUUCUAAAAGUUAAAUGUAUAUAAUAACGUUUCUAGGAAGAAAAAUCAAAGCAACUGCUAAAAUCUUUUGUAAAAUUCUAGUAAGAUUCUAGUCCUGUGACGUAAACACUUACCGUAACUCGUUCUCCUUGGGAAUUGUAAACAAUAUGGCGUCCGCAAGCACGACUAGCAGCAAAAAAUCUGAAAAAGAACGGUUGAAAAAUGAGCUUGGAGAAGCAACAGAAAAAGGAGAUGUUGAUAAAGUCAAACAGAUCCUUGAAAAAGUAACUGUGAAUGCGGAUUUGAAGAUAAAAAGAGAAGGGCUUGGUAAAAGCCCACUACUUAUUGCCUGUACUUACGGUCAGAUUCCAGUUGUGGAAGAAUUUCUUCAGUCAGGAGCUGACCCCUUGUCACGUAUGUCAAAUGGUAGGACAACAGUACAUGAAGUUUGUGUUGGUGGACACCAUGAAUGUUUACGCCUGCUCCUAAAAUACACAGAUCAGGUCAAUGUUAAGGACAGGGAUGGACAAACACCAGCUCACCUUGCAGCCUUCAAUGGAGAAGUUAAAUGUUUGAAAAUUCUAUCAGAAAUAGGUGCCAAUCUAGUCACUGAAGAUUACAAGGGGAGACAAUGUGCUCAUUUAGCUGCCAUGAGGAAUCACAAGAAAGUUUUACAGUUCCUAUUUGACCUUGGAGUUGACCUUGACUGUAGAUGUGAGAAUGGGAAGACACCGGUACAUUAUGCUGCUCAAUAUGGAGCUCUACAGUGCCUGAUUUUACUAGUUCAAAGAGACUGUGAUAUUACAUUAGGAGACAACAAUGGCUAUCUGGCCUUGCAUCACUGUGCCAAGAACAACAAACUUGACUGUGCCAGAUUUCUUGUCAAACAGGGAACAUCAUUAGAAGCUACACAGGCGGAUGGCAAAACACCAGCUCAUGUGGCAGCCUUGAAUGGUUCAAUAGAUGUGUUACAUUGGUUACUGGAUAAAGGGGCAGAUCCAAAUAGUCAAGAUUAUUUUGGAAACACACCUGGUCACUAUGCCAGUGAGGGAGGGUUCCCAAAUUGUUUGAACUGUUUCCUACAGCAUGACGGAGAGAUUGACAUACAGAACAUAAAAGGUGACAUGCCGCUUGAUACAGCCAGGAAAUAUGGUCAUCCUUUACUCAUGGAAAAAGGAGUCAAGAAUGAAGAUCCAUGUCCUCAGUGCUAUGAAAAAUACAAGAAGGUACAAUGGGACACAUUGCACCCACCUGCUAAUGUGGAAAGAAAUAUUACUAUUGCUGGUUCUAGUGCUUACAGAAACCCAGUGCCUCCUGGACAGAAGAUACCUACACAGUUGCAGCAAAAUUUGAUGAAGCACGAGGCACGGCGUAAGAAAGAAGCUCCCAAGAAAGUAGUCCAAGAUAGAGAUAUGGCAUCCAAGUUUUAUGGAGAUCAUCUUGAUCCAAAUGAACUGUUUAAAUUUAAGGUGCCAGAAGGCAAAGAACAGUCACUACACCUGUAGGGUUUAUUAUGAGAUUAUUUAUUGACAUAUCGGAAGGUCACAGAGGUCGUCCCUGUGUUUUUCACUGCUUUUUACCAAGAAAGGUUGUUCUAGCAUCAAAUAUAUGAAAUCUGUGCCAAUUUGAAUUUAGUUCAGCUCUUUUCCUCAACUUAAAAUUUAGUCACAACUUUCAAACAAUGUUACAUAUGUGCUGUCUUGUACAUAACUAGACAAUUGUUGCCUUGGUUAUAACCAUUGUAGAUUAUAUGUAUUAAAGUCAUUAUGCACUUUUCGGGAAAGUUAUCUGGAAAUGGCAUGGAGCAACCAAGUAUAAACCUCUAAAAAUGGGGGCUGCAGCAGUCUGAAAACAUUAUAACUUAAAAAAUAGACAACAAAUCUAGCAUUUUUUAACUGCAUUUAAAAUUUUAACGCUUUCAGUGUUUUAUUAUAUUAAGUAAAGAGAAUUAAAACAUUUUUCUUUAAAUAAAGUUUACUCGAGAUUUAUACGCAAUUGCAAGUUAUGCUAAGUAAUAUUGGAAUCGGCAGAUCUUGACUUAUCAUUGGAUGGAGUAUGAGAACUCACUUACUAACUAUUUCCGUAUAUUUGAUUUACAUCACCUGUAAACUGAGCUGAAAAAAUAUAUAAAAUUUUAGAUUGAAGUAAGUUAAUUGAAUUUAACUGGAAUUCAUCAGGAGUCAUUUGUAGUUAUAUGAGUGAUGUGCUUAAUUUAAGUUUAUUGCCACUAGUAGGCAUAUUAUAUGUCAGAAUAUAUAUAUAUAGCGAUGUCACAUCAACAUUUUGGUAAAUGACAAUCAUUUUACUGAAAUUCACUGUGCUACAUGCCAGUCUGUAGUAAACUUGAAAUGGAAAAAAGUUUCCAGUUUUCAUAGGCAAUGGAAGUUUAGUAUACCUUGCAGGGUGGCCACCCACUCUGGAAAACAGGGAAAACAGGGAAAAAGGCUAAAACAAAUUCCCUGCAUGGAAAAUUCAGGGAAUUUGAAAAUUUUGAAAAAAUCAGGGAAUUAUCAGGGAAUUUUUCAAAAAUUGAAAGAAAAAAUUUAAAAGAGUGUAUGUCUUGGCUACUGGUGGUUUCUCUUCUUCAUAACAGUUACAUUUAUUUCAUAUAAUACAGAAUACUAUACUUAGCAAAUGCGCUCACUGUUUGAUGAUUCUAAAACUGUUACUCAUCAACUAUAAGAGAUAUGUUUUUGUUUCUAAAAUGGAGAGAAGCUAAAAUGGAAUUGAGCAACCAUUGCCCCAGAGCUCAAAUACUAAUACAUUUAUUAUGAACAAAUAGUUUUGUUUGUCUUAAGAUGUUGGAGUAAUGAUCCUUUUAUUAAUCCCCCGCCACAAGUGGGGGGGGGUUAUAGAAAUGGUCUCCAUCCAUCCUUCCGUAACAUUUUGUGUUCGCUCUGUAUCUCCUUAACCCCUUGAAGGAUUUUCAUGAAACUUGGGUCAAAUGAUCACCUCAUCAAGAUGAUAUGCAGAACCCAUGAGUCAGCCAUGUUGGUUCAAGGUCAAGGUCACAACUCAAGGUCAAAGGUUUGAGCCUUCCAUUUCGUGUCCACUCUGUAUCUAUUAAACCCCUUGAAGGAUAAUCAUGAAACUUGAAUCAAAUGAUCACCUCAUCAAGACAAUGCAGAACCCAUGAGUCAACCAUGUUGGCUAUAGGUCAAGAUCACAGCUCAAGGUCAAAGGUUUGAGCCUUCCAUUUUGUGUCCGCUUUGUAUUUCCUAAACCCCUUGAAGAAUUUUCAUCAAACUUGGGUCAAAUGAUCACCUCAUCAAGACGAUAUGCAGAAUUGAUGAGUCAGCCAUGCUGGCUCAAGGUCAAGGUCACAUCUUAGAGUCAAAGGUUUGAGCCUUCCAUUUUGUGUCCAUUCUGUAUCUGCUAAAACCCUUGAAGGAUUUACAUUAAACUUGGAUCAAAUGAUCACCUCAUCAAGAACUCAUGAGUCAGUCAUGUCAACUCAAGGUCAAGGUCACAACUCAAGGUCAAAGGUUUGAGCUCUGUAUCUCCUAAAACCCCUUUUAGGAUUUUCAUGAAACUUGGCUCAAAUGAUCACCUCAUCUAGACGAUGUGCAGAAUUCAUGGGUCAGCCAUGUCAGUUCAAGGUCAAGGUCACAGCUCAAGGUCACAGCUCGAGGUCAAAGGUUUACCCUUUCACUAUCCAUACCAGUGGCGGGGGAUUAAGCUGUCUUUCAGACUGCCUUGUUAAAAUACACACAAGUCUCCUGUUAAACAUUUUCUGAAUUUUUAUUUCUGAUAUUUCAACAAUUAAAUUUCAACAAUAAUAUUUCUUCACUUUCACAAAGUUACUAAGAUUAAAACACAGAGUUUCCUUUAAAAUUAAUUACACAGAGUUGAUCACUAAGAGUCCUUGAUUUGUUCACAAAGUAAAGUGACUAGCUUAAGUAACACAAAGUAUCUAUAUAUCAGGUUUAUAUACCUUCUUAUGAUUUGGCUUAUUAAAGGAUGCAUCACUUUUGAAAAUCAUCAGACAACAACAAUCUGAUUAGGUCUAAAACCUGGAAGUCUUUGGUGAUAAAACAAAUAUUUAAAUCUAUUAAAUAAAGAUCUUUAGAUAAAUACCAUUGACAACUUCUUAAAGAGACUGGACACAAGUGCUAUAAGGCAAACACCUUAGCUUUCUUGACAUAUAUAAGAUUUGCACAGAUUAUGAUGAUAAAGAAAUGAAUUUUCAAAAUACAAACUAAAUCAAACAUUGAAAUAAUAUUUAGACCUCAAAAUUAAAAGUAUAAUUUUCAAAAUCUACAUGUUUUAAUGAGAAUUUUGAAAUACAAUAAUGUUUAUUUUUGUUUUUACAUGAUAUGUUACAGUAUAUGAUGUUCUGUAAUAGAAAAUUAUGCAUCAUAAAACAUUGUACCUUGAAAGCAAGCAGAAGUUGUUACACAACUAAAAACUAAAAUGAAUUGAGUGUCAGUACAUUACUGACAUUAACAAAAUGUAUACCAACAUUUGAAUCAUGCAUUAGAAGUACCUGUGUAUUGGUAGUAGUUGCUUGUUAGGCUUUUGCUAGUUAUUAACAAACAUUAACAUUAGUCUUGAAUAGCAUAAUCAUGAAAUGUAUUUUUAAAACCAUAAAAUUAGCAACUUCAUGAGAAAACUCUUUGGCUUUGAAACCAAUAAUGGAAACAAGACUAGCCUGUACAUUCUGUGUAGUCUGGUCAGGAUCCAUGUUGUUUGUUUGUGCACAUUAACUGUAACAGCCAUAGGUCUAUAAAGUUAAAAUGAACAGGAUGGUUCCUGAUCAGAGUACAGGCUUUUUUAAUCCAUACUGGCCACAAAGUCAUUAUGCUGGUGUCCCAUGUCAUGACUUGAGUUUAAAUUAAACUCAGUUUACCAGAAAGAUGAAAUUGUUGUUAUGAAUGCAAGGUGUUGACAGUUGUAUGCUAAUUUAGUGGACUAAUUCAUUUUCGAAGAAACUUUUAUGUCAAAUCUUGAAGACCAUUUGUCUAGAUUUAAUAUUUUUCUUUAAAGUUAAAAGUUAAACAGUGUCUUUGUGGCAUUGUAAAGGAGAAUGUUAAAAAUCAGGCUCAGUUCAUUUACAUUAAAACAUGAUAACUGAUUAAAGCUGUAAUCACAUUGUUAAUUUGAAUAAUCAAUGUUAUAGGCAAUAAAAGACACUGGAAUUAGUAUCACAACAAGUUACAAAAUAAAUAAUGGUAUGUACAUGUAUGUGAAAUGUAAGUCAUUGCUGCUGAAGUAUUGAAGUUUUCUUUUCUUGAGCUGUUUUGAGUUGUUACCAUGCUUACUACUCUUACUGAAGUUGCUCAAUGAGACCUUAAAUUACCUAUAUAAUUGGUUAUUCAAACAGGAUUCUGAAAAUAAAAUAAAUAAUUAAUAUAUUUUGAAAAUAUAAUAACUAAAUAUAAUUUCAUAUGUAUAUAAAAUAGAUGUAAAAUAAAGUUUAUUGGUGGAGAGGGUAUAUAUAGAAGGGGAGGAUGGAGGCCAUAAUAUUACUACAUUUAUAUUCACAAUUGUUGCUAUGCCGAACAAAGUAUCAGGGAAACUGACUAACCUGUCGGGGAAAAUUCAGGAAAUUAUCAGGGAAAUUUACUUCGGAUUUUUGGUGGCCACCCUGCCUUGGAAUACCUGCCUUCAUUCAAAGCUGAUCUUGAUGUAAAUGUAGCAUUUUUGACAUGGUAAGCUUGGCUCUGUCUUUGAAUAUACUUUACCAUUCAGCUGCUUCUGCGAUAUUUUUUUACUAAGAUAAUGAUCGAGAUAUCUUUGUUGACUUUUUUUUUUUGUUUUGUUUUUUACAAUCUGGAAAAUUGUUUCUUUUAUGUUCAGUAUUUUAUUAUCUUUGGUCACCUCUUGAAUUUCCUGAUGAAACGUUUGCAAAGUGUUUCUAAAUAUAACAAUAUGUAAGAAAAAAAAAGAAAUUGACACACACCAUAUUCAAAUGUGUUUGCUAUUGUUAAACAUCUUCAGUACUUCUGUUGUAAAAAUGUAUUCAUUUAUAAAGUAAUUUGCAGAUUUUAGCAGUAUGACUAUGCAUUCUAACACUAUCCGAUUCAUUUUCCUAUUAAACAAAGAAGACUGAAAACAGUGAAUUACUAUACAACAAUUCACUGUUCUGAAGUCACAAUUAUUACGUCAUAGCGGCGUGCUGGAAAAGAAACCGAUUGAAAACGGGCAACUGUUUAAUGAAUGCCGUCAAGGAUGUACUUUAAAGUCCUUGGUAACGUGUUAGAAUCGAAAUAAUAUAUCUCAUUUAGUGAUUUGCUCUUGAAUAAAAUCAUUGAAUGUCGUUCAGAUGCGUAUUAUUGUAUCACUCGGGCUGCGCCCUCGUGAAAUAAUUCCUUUGCAUUUGAUCUCCAAACAAUGAUUUAUUCAGCAACAAAUCACUAAAUGAGAUAUAUUAUUUCUUAAUCAAAAAAUAGUACAGACUUAAUUUAUAGAGUUCAGUGAUUUAAUGUAACUGACUUAGAUUAUAAGAGAAUGUUUUUGCAUGUAUUUAUUGAAGUUUUACUAUUCCUGAAUGAAUGACAUUUUUACUAUUCUUGAAUGAAUGACAUAAAAGUUAUUGGAAUGUUCUAUUCAAGGCAGAUAUAUGUUGUUAAAUUACUAUUUUUGCUCAAAAAUAACAAGACUUGGUAAUAGAUGAUUUUAUGAUUGCUUGUUUAUCUGUAUGUUUGAGAAAAGGUGUUAUAAGUGGAUAGUAUUGUUGUCACAUCUUCAACUGAAUAAUGUGAUAUAUUUUUGUGAUUAUAUUGUAAAUGUAUUAAAUUUGUUAUUUCUGAA
Molecule: messenger RNA, 6752 nt
Organism: Mercenaria mercenaria
Lineage: Eukaryota; Metazoa; Mollusca; Bivalvia; Venerida; Veneridae
Product: serine/threonine-protein phosphatase 6 regulatory ankyrin repeat subunit A-like
Exons: 9
Coding region: 167-1504 (445 amino acids)
Molecular function (GO): protein binding
Source: RefSeq, a predicted model, not a curated record